Molecule: messenger RNA, 5214 nt
Organism: Nerophis lumbriciformis (worm pipefish)
Lineage: Eukaryota; Metazoa; Chordata; Actinopteri; Syngnathiformes; Syngnathidae
Gene: chl1b
Product: cell adhesion molecule L1-like b
Biological process (GO): cell-cell adhesion; axon guidance; brain development
Cellular component (GO): axon; plasma membrane
Molecular function (GO): cell-cell adhesion mediator activity
Source: RefSeq, a predicted model, not a curated record
AAGUUGCGCACCGCUUUUUCUGCGUUGCCAUGGGUUGUUUUUUUUCUAAAACCUAUUGACUGCGACAGGGUCCCCGCUUUUAUUUGAGUCUGCCUUUGUGAAGGCGGAGGAAGAAACCGCUGUUACUUUUUUUUUUUUUCCUUCUUCUUCCAGAGACUGGGGGAGCGUCACAAGCAGCAUCCACAGGAGGAGGAGGAGGGAAGGCUGGUCCAGACUCAGACCCACUCACUGUGUGGAAGGCGCAACACGCUUCACAUCCAUCUGCUCUCCGUCGCCUUUGGGGAUUUUUAGCCAACUUUGCAGAGAGCUGCCACGGACUGCACCAGAAGGUACCGCGUCUUGAGUGCACCGGAGACAUGAACUGAGGAGACACUGGAAAUUAUAAUUUCCUGACGUCUGAGAUCGUGGCCAAUCAUGACAUCACAGAAGAGCUGGGGAAUUAUCGGCAUUCUUGCCGCAAUCACGCUUUUCUGUACCGUCCAUAUGACUACACCCUUAGAUAUUCCCCUGGAAGUUUUAAGUCAUGUAAACAUUGAGCAGCUGCCCACCAUCACUUCCCAGUCUCCGAGCUCUCUCAUCGCCUUCCCGUUUGACGAGAGUUUCCCCGUGACGUGCGAGGCCAAAGGGAAUCCCGAGCCAGAAUUCAGAUGGAUGAAAAAUGGCCAGGAGUUCGACCCUUUCUUAGACCCCCGGCUGAUAAAAGAAGAACAAACCGGGACCUUUGUGAUACCCAAUAACGGGAACCUGACAGAGUACCAGGGAACAUAUCGCUGUUACGCCUCAAACAAACUGGGGACGGCCAUAUCAAAGGAGAUUGAAUUCAUUGUCCCACAUGUACCGAAGUUUCCAAAAGAAACUCUUGAUCCAGUUGUGGUGGAGGAAGGUCAGGCUUUUAUCUUAAACUGUGACCCACCCAAAGGAAUACCCCCUUUCCAGAUCUACUGGAUGACUAUCAACCUCCAACAUAUAGAACAGGAUGAGAGGGUGUCCAUGGGCUUGAACGGAGACCUGUACUUCUCUCACGCCGUGGAGAAGGACAGCAGGCGAGACUACUGCUGCUUCGCCGCCUUCCCAAGAAUCCGAACCAUAGUUCAGAAGACAGCCAUGUCUGUCAACGUCAAGACGAAAAAAAGUCAUAGCAUGAGCCCUGAAAUUGCCAAUGCCAUCCUGCAGAGAAGACCCUUGCUUAUGACGCCCUCUGGUGUUAGAUCAGAGAAACAGCUGGUCAAAGGAGAGGACUUGAAACUUGAGUGCAUUCCUGAGGGAUUUCCGACCCCACAGGUGGAGUGGGUCAAAAUAGGUCACAAGCUCCCAAGUAAAGCCAAACUGGAGAGUCAUGGAAAACUGCUGAUUGUAACAAACGUGGAACAAGAAGAUAGUGGCAAGUACAUGUGCAAGGCAAAGAACAGACUCGGAGAAGUGGUCCAUUACUUCACGGUAAACAUUGAAGAGCCUCCAGAGUGGGCAUUUGAGCCUGAGAGUCAGCUCAGUAUGAUUGGCUCAGAUGUGCUCAUCAAGUGCUCAGCGACCGGGACUCCCCAGCCGACAAUAACUUGGAGAGUGAACGGUCUGCCUCUGCAUGAAGUCCCUGCAGCUAACAGGAAGGUUUUUGAUGACACCGUCAUCUUGCGCAAUGCCAAAGAGUCUGACAGCGCCGUCUAUCAGUGCCAAGCAUCCAAUAGACAUGGAUCCCUCCUGGCCAACGCCAACAUCAUGGUUAUGAAUCUCCCUCCGGUGAUUCUUACCACAGAAGGAGCGGAUUACUCCGCUGUUGAGGGGAGGAGCGUGAUGAUGCACUGCAAUGUCUUCAGCUCGCCGCCAUCUACUAUCACUUGGAGUAAAGAUGAUUCCUCCGAAUCCGUGGUUGGACCAAGGUUUACCGUCCAUGACAACGGGACACUGGAGAUUUACAGCACAGAGGAAGAGGACACAGGACAGUAUACAUGUUACGCCAAAAACACAGAGGGGUCAUCCGCCAUUGAAGCCACGCUUUAUGUUAAAGAUCCCACUAGAAUAACAACUGCCCCGGAAGACCAGCGGAUCUUAAUAGGCACCACGGCCAAGCUCUCAUGCCUGGCAGAAUACGACGAGUCCUUCAACAACGACUUUGAGCUCCUUUGGGAAAAAGAUGAUAUGGACAUUGGCUCCAACUAUACUGAGAAUUCAAGAUACUUUGUGGAGGACGGUACCCUUCAAAUCAUCAAUGUAAGCCACUGGGACCAGGGUGUAUACACUUGUGUGGCCAGGACUCCAGUGGACCAGGACACAGCCUCUGUGUUGCUCAUGGUGUUAGACGUCCCUGAUGCACCCGAGCAUUUGGUACUGUCUGAACACAAGACCAGGAGUGUGAAACUGAAAUGGACGCCAGGGAACGACCACAACAGCUCAAUAACAGAGUUUAUUAUUCAGUAUGAGGAGAGCCAGUGGGAGCCAGGAAAUUGGAAGGAGCUGCUCAGAGUACCUGGAAAUCACGUUUCGGCCAUCCUCAAACUUCACGGCCACGUGAACUAUCGCUUCCGUGUGGCUGGUUUAAACAGCGUCGGGCGUGGACCUCCCAGUGAGCCCACUGAGAGAUACAAAACCCCUCCAGCAGCCCCUGACAAGAACCCGGAAAAUAUCAAAAUCGAAGGUCAUUUGCCGCAUGAAAUGGAUAUCAACUGGCAGCCCCUUCUGCCAAUUGAACACAACGGUCCCGGUCUUGAGUACAAGGUCAGCUACAGACGGCAGGACUUGGAGGAGGACUGGAAGGAACACACGGUGAAGAGGCACUCGUUCGUGGUGACGAACACGCCCACCUUCGUGCCCUAUGAAAUCAAGAUCCAAGCGAGGAACAACCAGGGCUGGGCCCCCGAGCCAAAGAUUGUGACAGGCUACUCCGGCGAAGAUUUUCCCUCUGCUGCACCUGAAAAUGUAGCCGUGGAGGUGAUGAACAGCUCAGCGGUUAAGGUCAGCUGGACCCGUGUACACAAAGACAAGUUGCAUGGACAUCUGGGAGGCUACAGGAUAAACUGGUGGCGUCUGCGCAGUCUGCUGGAUUCCAAAAAAAACCACGGGGACAAACACACGCUGACGUUUCCUGGCGACCACAACCAUGCGGCCAUACCUAGACUGCAACCCUUUUCCGAGUACAGCCUGAUUGUCAUGACCUUCAACGGGCGUGGCAAUGGUCCUGGCAGUCAUCCCGUCAACUUUAAAACCCCAGAAUCAGUACCUGAGAAAAACGCUCUUUUCAGGGUGACGGACACGCAGAGACACUCUGUCUCUCUGGCCUGGGCACCACCCUCAGAGCCAAAUGGGAUUCUGACCGGGUAUCUGCUAGAGUAUCAGCUGAGUAACGACACAGAGGAGGUCGGACCACUGCAGACUGUAGACAUCAGCAAACCUGACACCACCAAGUGGACCCUGCGGGACUUGGAACCUUUAAGCAAGUACACGUUCCACCUGCGUUCCUGCACCACUGCGGGCUGCGGGCCUGUUGUCACCGAGGAGAGCACCACCACCCUUGAAACAAGUCUUGCCAGCAUCCAUGGAGGAAUAUCUAACCAGGGCUGGUUUAUCGGCCUGCUGUGUGCCAUCGCGCUGCUCACACUCAUUGUGUUGAUUGCCUGUUUUGUUAACAGAAAUAAAGGAGGGAAAUACUCAGUCAAAGAAAAAGAAGACCUUCAUCCUGACGUGGAGUCCCAGGGUAUGAAUGACGACACUUUUUGCGAAUAUAGCGACAACGACGAGAAGCCGCUGAAGGGCAGCCGGCACUCUCUGAGCAGAGAGAUCAAAGCGGGGGACAGCGGCGACAGCCUGGUGGACUACGCCGAGGAAGACGCUCACUUCAACGAGGACGGCUCCUUUAUAGGCGAGUACGCCGGCCGGAAGGAGAAGCGAGUGUCAUCUGAGAUCAAGGCCCCCGCUCAGAUCCCAGCGUGAGCAACACAGGUUCCGUCCAUCGUCCGCCGUGCACAUACUUCAAUGAAACCCGCUCAGAGGGACGCAUCAAAGCAAACUCAAAUCAUAGCAAUGCCGAGCACAAGCUGUGUCAAAUGCAAUGCGUCAUUGCCGACAAUACACUGCCGUCCUAAUUCCACAAUGCCCUUGAUUGUUUGGAGCAUUACUAAAUACAAUUGUAUACUGUAAAUAAUUAUAGGGUAUAUUAUUCUGUAUGUGAAGAGUGACUUUUUUUUUUUUUUAUCAUUAUUACAGAGGGCUUGUAUUUUUUUGUGAUUGUUAUUGUUUGAGCGACACUUAUUGUUCAAAAGGCAACAUGGUCUCUGUUUUUUUGAAUGAUCAAUUAGUUUUGUCAAAAUGCAACAUUUACUUCGGGUAUUCAGGACAUAUUCCUGAAAUGUGAUGUAAUUUGAUUGUAAAUUUAACCCAUUAACUUAUUUUUGCAGCAUUAUUUACCGGACAUAUCACGGACAAAUAUUUGUGAUUAUUUGGGAGAUGCUGCAAGUCAAGUUUUAGGUAACACUUUAGUAUGGGGAACAUAUUCACCAUUCAUUACUAUGAAAAUUAGUAACAUAUUGGCUCUUAAUUAGUCAUUAUUAAAGGGGAACAUUAUCACCAGACCUAUGUAAGCGUCAAUAUAUACCUUGAUCUUGCAGAAAAAAAGACCAUAUAUUUUUUUAACCGAUUUCCGAACUCUAAAUGGGUGAAUUUUGGCGAAUUAAACGCCUUUCUAUUAUUCGCUCUCACGUGACGUCACAUCGGGAAGCAAUCCGCCAUUUUCUCACUUUCGUCGGUGUGUUGUCGGAGGGUGUAACAACACGAACAGGGACGGAUUCAAGUUGCACCAGUGGCCCGAAGAUGCGAAAGUGGCAAGAAAUUGGACGAAAUUUGUUCAAAAUACGAGGCUGUGGGGAAAGCCGACGAAAUGGUCAGUCGUUUGUUCCGCACACUUUACCGACGAAAAGCUAUGCUACGACAGAGAUGGCAAGAAUGUGUGGAUAUCCUGCGACACUCAAAGCAGAUGCUGACAUCAACUCCAAACUGGACGGAUCAGCUUUCAGGAAAAGAGGAUGAGGGUAUGUCUACAGAAUAUAUUAAUUGAUGAAAACUGUAUUCAUUACUCGGGGUUUUACGUAAAUUAUUAUACAUAAACUGUGUUUACCAAUAAUUUAGCUUAAAAACAUUUAUUUUUGUCAAUCAUUCGAGUACAUUCGGGUAGUCUUUUGUAAUACAGUAUUUUGUGUCUAUUUAGGUAUGGUUAACCUGAGUGCUGAA